AAUACGCCAUGGCCCAACCAUAUUAAGGGGAGCGCCGGCCAUGAGCGCCACCACUUCCCCCCUUGUUCAAAAUCACAUCCAUGGAGCAUCGGGACGGAGUUUAAUGCUGGCGCCGGCGAGAAGGGCCGCCGGAGAAUAAUCAGGUGAAGUACCGUGAGAGAAGAAGGAUUAAUGGAGCGGUGGUUCCAUUCUCAUUGUAAGCUUCUAAUCUUCCUCUUGUUAAUGCUACUUCGGCCUCCCAAUAUUGCUCUUGCAAUAUCAAAAGAAGAUGAUGGGGAGCACUCGUGCCGACCAAGCGAGUCGGGAAACUGUAGGGACUCAGAUGCAGCCUUCAAGCUGAAGAUGGCGAGCAUGGCGGCGAUCCUCGUUGCAGGGGGAAUCGGCGCAUGCCUGCCGAUCGUUGGGAAAUCGGUCCGGGCGUUCCACCCGGAGAGUGACGCCUUCUUCAUGAUUAAGGCGUUCGCCGCGGGAGUCAUUCUCGGCGUGGGGUGCAUGCAUGUGCUGCCGGACGCCUUCGGCAGCCUGGGAUCGCCGUGCCUGAAGGACGGCAACUCAUGGGCUGCCGAUUUCCCUCUCGCCGGAUUCAUUCUCAUGGCGUCCAUCGUCGGCACGCUCAUGGUUGACACGCUUGCCACAGGAUACUUUAAGAGGUCUGAACUUAGCAAGGCUAAGCCAGUUGGGGAAGAACAAGACAUUGAAGGAAACAAGCUGCAGACGGCGGCUACAUCCGCGUCCGGCCACGAUAUUAAUCAUGCACAUACGCACACCAGCCACGGCCACGCCCAUGGCUCGGUCAUGGACUCCCAUGACGACGCCUCCCUCCUCCUUCGACACCGCGUUAUAUCUCAGGUAUUGGAGUUGGGCAUCGUUGUUCAUUCUGUUAUCAUUGGGACUUCUCUGGGAACAUCUACGAGCCCCUGCAUAAUUAGGCCAUUAAUCGCUGCUUUAAGUUUCCAUCAGUUCUUUGAAGGGAUUGGUCUCAGCGGAUGCAUACUUCAGGCCAAGUUCAAGAAUGGAGCAACAGCCAUGAUGACCAUAUUUUUCUCUCUCACAACGCCCAUAGGCAUAGGAAUAGGCACAGGCAUUUCUUCUGUGUAUGAAGGAGAAAGCCCAACUGCACUGCUUGUCCAAGGGGUUCUCAACUCUGCAUCUGCUGGAAUCCUCAUCUACAUGGCUCUCGUUGACCUCUUGGCCGCUGAUAUCAUGCACCCCAGAAUGCAAGGCAGUGGGAAGCUUCAACUCUUGUGCAGCUUCUUCCUUCUUCUUGGGGUAACCUCUAUGUCAAUCUUGGCAAAAUGGGCGUAAGUAAAGCAAUGAUCACUAGGGCUGCUAUAACUAAAUAACCACCUGCUGGUUCAGAAUUCACAAGCUAAGAAACGCUUUCUAGCCAAUCUGUCAAUUGUGCAAAUGCAAAAAGCUUAUGUGUGUA
Molecule: messenger RNA, 1429 nt
Organism: Nymphaea colorata (pocket water lily)
Lineage: Eukaryota; Viridiplantae; Streptophyta; Magnoliopsida; Nymphaeales; Nymphaeaceae
Product: zinc transporter 8-like
Exons: 3
Coding region: 172-1305 (377 amino acids)
Biological process (GO): zinc ion transmembrane transport
Cellular component (GO): plasma membrane
Molecular function (GO): zinc ion transmembrane transporter activity
Source: RefSeq, a predicted model, not a curated record